UUAACGAUAUCAACGAGUGCCGAGCGGGUGUACGCAUGCUCGACGUCACUCGCUCCUUCCCUUCAGGAACUGCAUCGUGCAGGAACGAUGCUUGGCGAGUGACGCCGCGGCGGACAAAUGCAGCUCGCGAGGACCCACCACCCUUCCGCCGCUUUUAGCAUUGUGAUCACUUUGUGAUCCGGCGUCGAGGACGGAGCGGUACUGCACGAAAGAGACGAGGCGAAAAUGAGGGAGAAUGAUAGAGCCACGUUAUGUUUCUUAUUGAUAUUUGCACUAUGCUCGAGAGUUUACUCAGCGAACGCCAGACAUAUAAUCACCAAGCGGAAUUACAGCGAUCAAAGUGUAAGAGGAUAUCUGGCAGAGAGAACCUGUUGGUGGAACGAGGUGUGCAAGGAAGAAUUUCACAGUAAGUUCCGAUGUCGUUGCCCGAGGUGGUCCUAUUGCCGUGCACCAGGAAGAUAUUAUGACGCACAUUGCAGUAUGACACGCACAGGCUAUAUAUGGACUCAACCGGAAACGUCGUUAAGCCUUGAAAUCGAUAAAUAAAUGGUGCUAUCCUGUGCGCCAAAAAAA
Dinoponera quadriceps is the source of this 573-nucleotide messenger RNA. RefSeq lists its product as uncharacterized. NCBI's taxonomy places the organism in Eukaryota, Metazoa, Arthropoda, Insecta, Hymenoptera, Formicidae. The record is from RefSeq and is a predicted model, not a curated record. The transcript is spliced from 3 exons. Bases 226 to 546 code for a protein of 106 amino acids.